UUUUGAGCAGGAUAGUCAAAACAUUCACUCUUCGCCCAUUCUUGAUUAUAGAUUUGCAGACUAAUUUCAUUUACUGAAUUAUUUACAAGCGCAAUUCUAAGUUUGAUUUGAGCUUCUUGCGCUGAUAAGCAUCUUAAGCGAAAUCUCAGUAAACGAUCGCUUCUGCAGUUCUCUUUUUGUGGCUGCACUGAAACUGGUUCAAGAAUCGGAACGCCUCCGUCAGAUAACGUCGUCCGUUUGGGGCAGAUGUGGUGGCGCUUGGUCCUUCCUUUCGGCUCCUCUCCUCCCACUCCAGUGUACGGACUCGCCCUCCCCAUCAGAGGAGCGCACGGUGCAUCCUCUCGCUCACUCCGGACAGUAACACUGCACUAAACAUAGGAGAGAAGCCGUUUUACACCAGCAACUGGUUUUAUUUGAUCUUUAAUAAAGCGUCGGGACUCUUCUGCGUGCUUGCGGGACACGUUUCAACAUCAUGAACUCUUCGUGUUUCUUCGUGCCUGUUGCUUUCCUUCUGCUGCUGAGCCCUUGCUCUAUUGCCACAGUUUCGACAAGAAGGUGUCAUUCCAUUUACAAGGGCUUUGCUCGGUGUCUUAUGGCUCUGGGUGACAGUCUGACGGACACCGCACGCAAGGAUGAAGACACACAUGAGAUACACUCAAUCUGCAGGUCAUGGGAUGAGUUUCAUGCCUGCGCCAACUUGGCAAUGGCCGGCUGUCCGGAGGAAGCAGCGACUGUCUGGGAGUCCCUGCGCCAAGAAUCCAAGAAGAUGCAGUUUUCAGGAAACCUCUACGACAUGUGCUCGGACCGCGACAGUCACACAUUAACAACAGCGUCCGCGCGUGGCUCCCGCAUCCAAGGAGAGCUCAACCAAGAUGCUCUAAGAGCACGAGUCAGUCGUUUGGCUGACUCCAACUACCUUGUCAUACUUCUGUCUUCUCUGCUGUUGCUGUUUUGAACAGAAUCGUCUCAACACAAUGGGACUCAUGUAAAUACAGUCUGAACUUUGUACAAUUUCACCUCCAACUUUUCUCACCGCCCGCCUUUUCCAAAACACCAAAAGAGAGGAAUGCAUGCUUUCUUGCUGAAUUUCAUCGAUCCUAUUUUUUACAGAUUCAACUGUGAGCUUCAAUUGUGGAGUUGAAAAAAGAAAAAAGCAGCCACUACAACAGUCUUUAAACUCAAAAUCAUUUGUCUCAUAAGGUUUGUCAAAAGGACAGAGCAACGACCCGUAUCCAAUGCCCUAUUCAAGUAAAUCAAAAACAGUGGAUGUCAAGACUUUUGCUUUUAUAUUGCAAGCUUUUACAUGAACAUUUUUCAAGACUAACUGCAAGCAUUUUCACUGCGUGUAGAGUGUACAGCUUAUCUUGACUUCAAGGUGCAUGUUUCAGUAUUAAGUACAAAAAGCAUGAUAUACCUUCAUUACACUGCAAGGUUUUUUCCUUCAUACACAGCCCUUAUCAUAUACAGACGAGGUGGAGAUGAGUGUUCCUCUACAGCCACAAAGUGUCACUGUUCUCCAGAGACUCCAUGCUUGAUAAGUCAGACCCAUUUAUGAGCCAUCGCAUGAAAGUACUGGAUUGAUCGCAUCAGAUCCCCCUGGAAUUUAAAGCGGUCACACACAUUUGAUCUCACUCAAAAAUACAUGCAGUCAACUGAUGUUAUGAUGCUCUAUCAACUUGUUGUGACUAAAAGUGUUGAUUUAAAGCUAGAGGUAAUUUGUUCUCUAUGUACUAUGUUGCUUACUCUCUUCUGUAAAUACAAAUUCUCUUUAAAAAUGAUUUUAAAAGUCUUUAUGAGGUUUAUAGGUGGUGUACUGGUACAUUGGUCUGACUUCGUUGAAGGCAGGGAAGGUUCAGUUCUCACUGAGUGAAUGUGGGUGCAAAAGGUUGUUUAUAUGUGGCUUGUGACUAACUAGCAGUAGCCUAUCCCGGUUGUGUUGAGAGGUGCGCUACACUAUGGACUGCACACUUGUCGAUCAUAGGGC
Messenger RNA from Syngnathus acus (greater pipefish), 1984 nucleotides. RefSeq names its product neuritin 1-like a (gene nrn1la). Gene Ontology annotation, cellular component: plasma membrane. Lineage: Eukaryota; Metazoa; Chordata; Actinopteri; Syngnathiformes; Syngnathidae. Gene Ontology annotation, biological process: nervous system development; neuron projection extension. The transcript has 3 exons. The record is from RefSeq and is a predicted model, not a curated record. Bases 473 to 955 code for a protein of 160 amino acids.